Messenger RNA from Papaver somniferum (opium poppy), 1041 nucleotides. RefSeq lists its product as uncharacterized. NCBI's taxonomy places the organism in Eukaryota, Viridiplantae, Streptophyta, Magnoliopsida, Ranunculales, Papaveraceae. The transcript is spliced from 5 exons. The coding region runs from base 1 to 1041 and encodes 346 amino acids. The record is from RefSeq and is a predicted model, not a curated record.
AUGAUUCAAGGUUAUGUUGAAGACAGUGAUAAUGAUGUUGAAAUGGAGAUCGAAGCUGAUGAUGUUGUCGACCAAAAUGAUGAGACGUCUGAAGUAUCUUUGCGUGUAAUUGUUGGAACUCGUGCAUCUCAGACCAUGCGAGUGCAAGGAACUAUCGGUAAUAAGGCUAUCACAGUUUUCAUAGAUUCUGGAAGUACUCACAAUUUUCUAAGUGAAAUGGUAGCACGAAAGGUGGGAUUGCAACCUAUUUCUAGUAGUCGAUUGGAAGUAAUGGUAGCAUCAGAGGGUCGUGACGAUGUCUUGGGAACUCAAUGGAUGAGUAAACUAGGACCUAUAGUAUGUGAGUUUUCUAUAUUGUAUAUGAGAAUUAAUAUGGAUGGAAAGGAGGUAUUUCUGCAAGGGUUAUCGGCACCGGAAAAUGUGGUGGCUAAUGAUGCUAAAAUCCAACAUCUUAUGUUGUCUACGGGGGUUAUACAUUUCAGCAACAGUCUGUAUUCAUCGCCAGUGAUAUUAGUUAAGAAGCAUGAUGGCUCAAUUUUUACGAAGUUGGAUCUGCGCUCUGGUCAUUAUCAAGUGAGAAUGCAUCCAAGUGACAUCGAAAAGAUGGAUUUUAGAACUCAUGAAGUUCAUUACGAAUUCCUGGUGAUGCCUUUCAGCCUCAUAAAUGCUCCUUCAACAUUCCAAGCACUUAUGAAUAAGGGUAAAAUUGCAGCUCCACUGACAAAGAUGUUAAAGAAAGAAUCAUUCCUAUGGAGUCUACCAGCUGAAGAUGCGUUCAAGAGACUUAAGGAGGCGAUGACAUGUGCACCCGUUUUAGCGCUUCUGGACUUAUCAAAAACUUUUAUUGUGGAAUGUGACGCUUCGGGGUCGGGAGUUGGAGUUGUUCUGAGGCAGAACAAACCAAUAGCUUUCUACAUCCAUGCUUUACAAGGCCAGGAAUUGUUGUUGUCAACAUAUGAAAAAAAGAUUCUUGCUUUGGUGUUGGCAGUUCAAAAGUGGAGGCCUUAUCUUUUGGGAAGGAAUUUUUACUCUUAUGACUAA